AUGGCACAGCGGAGAGCAUCCAUCUCAAGGACCACGCGCGUACGGAGCCCAACAGUUACUAUGACCGCCGAUGUCCCUGCUGCAGAGGCGGAGAAGUGGGUCGCGCAGUGGGCACGUGUAUUGGCUAAGGAGUUGAUCGAUGUGCGCAUAGUUGAAGUCGACGCAGACAUGUCCGUCGAGGACGCAUGCGACCUCCUUCUGCAAGAAGACAUUCCGUGUCUCGCUGUCCGCGCACUUCCGGAUUCGACUCAGACAGGCGCACCUUAUCUUGGGCUCUUUGACUUCUCAGAUGUGAAUGCCUUCCUCACGCUCGCCGCGACACGGCACACGAUCUCGCCCGCAGAGCUUCGCGCUAACUCGCGCGCCGAUCAGAUUAUGAGUGCUGCGCAAGAGGGACGUGUACCUGUGCACCUUGUUAGCAACCUCUCAGAAAAGAACCACCUAGAGACCCUCCCGAAUAACGCCAGCCUUAUUUCACUGCUUGGAGUGUUUGCGAAGGGAACGCAUAGGGGUGAGUGUCCCCGUCCGCCUACGACACGAACAAGGACUACCUACCUUGGUGCAGUCUCCGACCCCCCUGCGCCCACUUUCACAUUCGCAACGCUUCUCUCGUGCCCUCUGCACUCACAUACUCUCCCGUCGCUUCAAAUGUACACGUCUGUCAUAGCUGCUACCAGCUCAUCCACAGUGCUUGACGCAAUGCGCCUGAUGAGUGACUGUGGUGUGAGUAGUGUAGCUGUUGUCGAUGAUGGCGGGGGAGGAUACGGAGCUGGAUACGGGUCCUGGGGUGGGCUUACUGGAGCGGUGAGUGUUACUGAUGUCGGAAAGCUCGUCGUUCCCUCGGAGUCUAACCACAUUCUCUCCGCGCCUUUGCACCAGUUCGUCGCGCAGAUCAAGGAGCCAGAUGGAAGCACAGAUGGAGCAGACCGGUAUCCUGUGUAUGUCGUUCUCCCCACCAGCACACUCUCAUAUGCGAUUCAGAAACUGCUUGCAACCAAUGCGCACCGACUCUUCGUAACUGAUUCUGAUUUCGAGCCCAGCUCAUCCCCAAGCUCCCCCAUGGGCGGCGGAUUGUGCGGAAUUGUUAGCGUUGUCGACAUCCUUUCUCUUUUCGCGCUCAUCGCCAACGUUCCAAAUGUUGAUCCCACACAACGCAUGCGGCACCGACGUGCCUCGUCUACAUCCUCACACUCCUCUAGAGAUUUUGCGCGCUCAAGAUCCAGUAGUAGGACGAGCAUGCGCCUCAGCCAAAGCCCGCGGAUCAUCCCAACUGCAGAUGUCAGCAGUCCGCGCCUUGCGUCAAGUUCGGGGCUAGGAGAUGUCACACAUAGUCCGCGGAUGAAACUCGUUGGUUGGCUUAGAUUUGGGGGAGCUCAUGGGACGGUGGGAGUGACGAAUGGAUGA
Molecule: messenger RNA, 1404 nt
Organism: Suillus subaureus
Lineage: Eukaryota; Fungi; Basidiomycota; Agaricomycetes; Boletales; Suillaceae
Exons: 13
Coding region: 1-1404 (467 amino acids)
Molecular function (GO): protein serine/threonine phosphatase inhibitor activity
Source: RefSeq, a predicted model, not a curated record